Molecule: messenger RNA, 1238 nt
Organism: Merops nubicus (carmine bee-eater)
Lineage: Eukaryota; Metazoa; Chordata; Aves; Coraciiformes; Meropidae
Gene: NEK2
Product: NIMA-related kinase 2
Exons: 8
Coding region: 33-1238 (401 amino acids)
Biological process (GO): chromosome segregation; protein phosphorylation
Cellular component (GO): centrosome; cytoplasm; nucleus
Molecular function (GO): protein kinase activity; ATP binding
Source: RefSeq, a predicted model, not a curated record
UGGUGUGGAAGGAGCUCGACUAUGGCUCCAAGAUGACAGAGGCGGAGAAACAAAUGCUGGUUUCGGAGGUGAAUUUGCUUCGUGAGCUAAGUCAUCCGAAUAUCGUCCGGUAUUACGAUCGGAUCAUCGACAGAAGCAGCACCACGCUGUACAUCGUGAUGGAGUACUGUGAUGGUGGCGACCUGGCCAGCUUGAUUGCGAGGUGCACAAAAGAAAGGCAUUACUUGGAAGAAAGCUUUGUUCUCAGAGUAUUGACUCAGUUGACAUUGGCCUUGAAGGAAUGUCACAGACGGAGUGAUGGCGGAGUCACAGUGCAUCGUGACCUAAAACCAGCAAAUGUCUUUCUUGAUGGCAAGCAGAAUGUGAAACUUGGAGAUUUUGGACUGGCUAGGAUAUUGCACCAUGACACCAGCUUUGCCAGAACAUUUGUUGGAACUCCAUAUUAUAUGUCUCCAGAACAAAUGAACCACAUGUCGUACAAUGAAAAGUCUGACAUCUGGUCUCUAGGAUGUCUUCUGUAUGAGUUGUGUGCUCUCUCGCCUCCAUUUAGAGCUUACAACCAAAAGGAGUUGGCAGAAAAGAUAAGGGAAGGGAAGUUCAGACGAAUACCAUAUCGUUACUCAGAGCAGCUGAAUGAACUUCUCAAAGAGAUGCUGAAUGUAAAAGAUUACUGCCGACCUUCUGUUGAAGAUCUUCUGCAGCACCCCUUGAUAGCAGACUUGGUGACAGAAGAACAAAGCCGAAAUGAUGACAGAAGAGGCUGGAGAUCCCGGGAGUCAGAAAGGCUGCAGCACUCAGAUCCUGCAGUGAAUGAGUUGAAACGGAAGGAACAAUUAUUACAGGAGCGAGAACAAGCCAUUAAAGAAAGAGAGCAACGUCUGGAACAGAGAGAACGGGAACUUUGUGUUCGAGAGAGACUGGCAGAGGAGAAACUUGCUAGAGCCGAAAACCUGAUGAAGAACUACAACCUCUACAAACAGCAGAAGACAUUAGCUUGUGCAGAUGGUCCAGGCAACGCUGUCCUGCUCCCCUUUCCUACAACCAGGAAGAAAGUACACUUUGAUGGAAGUGAAGAGAAUGCUGUGCCUCCUGUUAAUUUGGAAAACUGUCCCAUUUCUAAAGGGAAAUGCUCUGAUCUAAAAAAACGCUUAUACGCUGCAAAUCUACGGGCUAAAGCACUGUCUGAACUGGAAAAAAACUAUCAACUAAAGAGCAAACAAAUACUGGGCAUGCGCUGA